Messenger RNA from Zasmidium cellare ATCC 36951, 1755 nucleotides. RefSeq lists its product as uncharacterized. Lineage: Eukaryota; Fungi; Ascomycota; Dothideomycetes; Mycosphaerellales; Mycosphaerellaceae. Bases 1 to 1755 code for a protein of 584 amino acids. The record is from RefSeq and is a predicted model, not a curated record. The transcript is spliced from 4 exons.
AUGGCGCCGGCUGGCUUGAUUCAAUUCUUGUCUUUCUCGCAAGCUCUAGCAGCCGCCCGUGACUGGACAUUCCCACGAUCAGAGUGGGAGGAACGACACCCAUCUCCCUCUGCACCUCCAGCUCAAUCGCCAUGCGUAAACACCGGGCCAACGGCGACUCUUGACUGUGGCGUUGUCACUGGAACUACAACAUCACUUCCAGCUGCCACAGCUACCGUCAAUAAAUUCCUCGGCAUCCCCUUCGCCCAAAGUCCUCCUCAACGAUUCGGCAUGCCACAGAGCCCUGGGAGUUGCAAUAUCAACGCUACAGCCUGGAAGCCUGCUUGCAUACAGCAGUUCGUUGGUUCCGCGGAGGUCAAGGCUUUCACGGAGUACGUGUUCAAUAAUCCAGCACCUGAAGAGAGUGAAGACUGCUUGUAUCUGAAUGUCUACUCACCAAGCUCGCCUCCACCAGCGGAUGGAAGGGCUGUGAUGUUCUGGAUAUAUGGCGGUGCUUUGGAAUUUGGUAAUGCUGGCCAGAUCUAUUACGAUGGAAGUUGGUUUGCGGGUUACGAAGAUGUCAUCAUUGUCACGACGAACUACCGUACAAAUGUCUUUGGAUUUGCUACUUCGCCAGAGAUACCUCUCACCGAACGCAAUCUCGGAUUCUACGACCAACGCUUCGCUCUGGAGUGGGUUCAACGCAACAUCGCAGCGUUUGGAGGCUCUCCAGAAAAAGUGACAAUCUUCGGCGAAAGCGCUGGUGGUUUCUCUGUUGACGCCCUUCUCACCUCGUUCCCGGCAGACAGCAAGCCACCAUUCAGAGCAGCCAUCAUGGAGAGCGGACAGAUCAGCUACAAUGCCCAAAGUCGACCGAGCACCGAGCCUCAGUGGAACACUCUUGCUAGCAUUCUGGGAUGUCCUGGACAGUGGAGCAGCAACUUGGCAUGUCUCCGUGCGAAAAACGCCACUGAGAUCAAGAAAGCGAUCGAGGACAAUGGUCUUACCUUCAAUCCAGUUGGAGAUGGUGUUUCGUUGGCACAGAAUCCCUUGCAGCAGAGAGUGAGCGGCAACAUUGCAAACAUCCCCAUAUUAGGAGGAAGCAAUUCACAGGAAGGCCGCGUCUUCACAAUUGGACAGACCAACUCCACGGCAUAUCUGAGCACUUUGGUGGGUAAUGAAACGGCUGCAAUCGCCGGUCUUGAAGCCCUAUACCCGCCUUACAAACCAGCCACUGGGAACGAGGCAUAUGAGCAAACAGCUCAGAUCUUCACAGAAGCUGUCUUUCAGUGCUCAGCUGCCAUGCAUGCCAAUGCUAGUGCUGCUAUUGGCAUUCCCACCUGGAGAUACUAUUACAACGCAUCUUUCUCAAACAUUCAACCAUACCCUGGUCUGGGAGCUUGGCACAGCAGUGAGAUCCCCAUCGUGUUUAGCACAUACUCACGCCAGAACGUCACCACCCAGCAGUAUGCCUUGUCGGAAGCUGUAAGAGGUGUCUGGGCUAGAUUUGCAAAGAAUCCUCUAGGUGGACCAGGAUGGAAUCAGGUCGGCAAGGGCCUUUCAGGCGAUGUCUUGUUUGGUGCGACUUCUGAGAUUGAAGGAGGCAUUGUCUUGGCUGAGAAUGGUACUACCCUUGCAGGCGCCGUCAAUCUGGCAGUGUUUGGCAAUAGGGGAAGUACCGCUGGGUCUGGGGUCACUGUCAUUGAGUCGAACGAGGUCGACUUUAGAUGCGGUGUCUACACUUCGACGUAUGAAAAGAACGCCAGAAUUGGAUGA